UGGCUGUGGAAUCAAAACGCCCUUCUUGACCACCUGGUAAACGUUGGUCUGCACAUGGGCGUGACGGUGCUGUACGCCCACACUCUGCUCACCGCCCUCCGCCUCUCCCACGCCCAAGCUCUCGUCAGUGGCCUUGCUUUUGCGACACAUCCCGUCCACACUGAAGCCGUAACAGGCAUAGUGGGUCGGGCGGAUCUGCUGGCUGCACUUACCUUCCUCUCCUCAUUCUUGUCUUAUCACAGGUCAAUCCAGCCCGAGACGAAGAAUCGAGAGGGCCUCUGGCUGUGGUGGGCGGGGAUAUGGGCGUGCGUGGGCGUCCUGUGCAAAGAACACGCCCUCAUGGUCCUCGGUGUGUGCAUAGCGUGGGACCUCGUGUGCACCAGCCCCAGCAUUAAGCAGCGCUUGUGGGACCGCGCCGGGCUUAACACGGUGAUGCCGCUGUCCCGUAGGAUCGCCAGGAUGCUGUUGUUGGGCCUCGGGGUCGUGUUCCUGAGGCUCCUCCUCAUGAGAACGAGCCCCGUCUUCUCGGAUCAGGACAAUCCUCCUUCGUUUGCCAGGAGCCGCUUCACGAGAUUCCUGACUUCUCCUACCUGCCAGCCACAACACCUGGCUCCUGCUGUGUCCUUCGAGCCUCUCCUAUGACUGGCAGAUAGGAGCCGUCCCUUUGGUUUCCUCCGUCUGUGACUUGAGGAACCUCUGCUCCUUCCUCCUGUAUGCGGGGCUGGUGCUCGUGGCGAAGGCGUCCUUCAGG
Penaeus vannamei (Pacific white shrimp) is the source of this 751-nucleotide messenger RNA. Lineage: Eukaryota; Metazoa; Arthropoda; Malacostraca; Decapoda; Penaeidae. The record is from RefSeq and is a predicted model, not a curated record.